AUGUGGUGUAUGAAUUAUUUUUUAGCCACUGUGAAGAGAUUUUAUCGAAAAACAAAUAUAUUGUCAAGUGAUGGAAAGUUUGAAAUUACACUUGAUCAAAGAAAACUAAAAACACCACAAGGAAAGAUAUUUCAAGUGAACAGUGAGCCUUUAGCUUUGGCUGUAGCAGCAGAAUGGGAUAUGCAGAAAGAAAUUGUGGACAGAAGCAAUAUGCAUUUGACAGCUUUGUGUAAUACUGUAAUAGAUAAUCCUCACAAUCAUACAAAAGAGAAUAUGGUAAAUUAUAUUGUGAAUUGUUUGGAAAUGGAUACAAUAUUAUUUCAUUCAAAUGAAAAUGAUGAAUUAUAUAAGUUACAAAUGAAAAAUUGGGAUCCACUAAUACAGUGGUUUUGUGAUAAUUAUGCUGUGAAUAUAAUGAAAACUCAAAGUAUACAAGCUCCCACAGUUCCUUCAGAAACUAAAGCAGUAUUGAUAAGACAUUUAAUGUCUUACAAUUAUAAUGCAGUUCAUGGUUUUAUGUAUGGAGUGGAUGCAAUAAAAUCUGUAAUUCUUACUCUAGCUGCAGCAGAGAGAGUAAUUAGUAUAAAAGAAACAGUAAGACAGUCACGUUUAGAGGAAGAUUAUCAAGUUUCUCACUGGGGAUCUGUAGAAUGGUUUCAUGAUCAUAAUAAGUACGAUUUACAAACUCGUUUAGCUGCAGCUAUCUUAUUUGUGCACUUGAACUCUUACUCAGUAUCAUAUCAACCAAAAAAUGAUAAUACAAAUGUCAAGAUAUCAAAAUUAGUGAAAUGA
Habropoda laboriosa is the source of this 792-nucleotide messenger RNA. Its product is annotated as ATP synthase mitochondrial F1 complex assembly factor 2. Gene Ontology annotation, cellular component: mitochondrion. The transcript is spliced from 5 exons. Bases 1 to 792 code for a protein of 263 amino acids. Gene Ontology annotation, biological process: mitochondrial proton-transporting ATP synthase complex assembly. The record is from RefSeq and is a predicted model, not a curated record. NCBI's taxonomy places the organism in Eukaryota, Metazoa, Arthropoda, Insecta, Hymenoptera, Apidae.